Cryptococcus amylolentus CBS 6039 is the source of this 1929-nucleotide messenger RNA. RefSeq lists its product as hypothetical. The transcript has 12 exons. The record is from RefSeq and is a predicted model, not a curated record. Lineage: Eukaryota; Fungi; Basidiomycota; Tremellomycetes; Tremellales; Cryptococcaceae. Gene Ontology annotation, cellular component: nucleus. The coding region runs from base 1 to 1929 and encodes 642 amino acids.
AUGUCCCGCGGUGGCUUUAGGGAGCGCCCCAUCAUCGUGAUCUCCGAUUCCGAGGACGACCUCGACGUGCUCCCCAAACCCAAGGCACUUUCUCGAAAAGCAGGAAAGUCCACCAUCGUACCUAUCUCAAAGCCGAACAGUAAGAUGCCUCUAUCCCCUCGCCGCACUGUCGUGUUUGCUCCGUCCCCAGCGAAGCCCGACUCGGUCGGUUCGAAGCCCAACAUCACCCCAGCUACCAAGAAGCCCAUUGCCAAAUUCACGAAGUCACCUGCUCCUCAGAAAAAGGCCAUCGUCAUCAGCGAUAGCGAAGACGACAUGGACGUGAAGUCUCUUGGCCUAGACCAGUUGAAAAUUGGGGAUCCAGAUAUGAUAGUAGGAAGGAGCUUUGGAGUCGAUAUUGAUGAUGAUUUGGCAAGUGCAGGGGAUGUACUGAGCUCGCCAACUCGCCGUCCUUCCGCCAAGCUUCCCUCUCUCCUCACCUCUUCCUUACCUCUCGCCCCUCCCCCCGUAUCUGGAAAGAGCGCCUCGUCUUUAGACUGCGAGAGCGACUCUGAAGAGGAUUGGGUGCCCACUCGGACUCCUCGCAGGACCCUCGGCAAAGCCAAGAGGCUCAUCCUUUCCGACGACGAAGAGGAGACAGAGGGGCUGCCAAUGGGCAGGACCGUAGCCAAAUCCAAGCGCCCCAAUGUUUCCCUCUUUCUGGAUCUAGCUGCAGAUGUAGAGGACGAGGAGGUUGAGGAUGGGGAGGAUGGCUACUAUGACGAGGACGACUCGUACGGCUCCCUGCGAGACUUCAUCGUCAAUGAUAGCGACGCAGAUGACUACACCGAAGCUCCUCCAUCGGACGAGUCGGAUGAAGAAGACUUUCAGUCCAGGAGUGAUCGGAAGAAGUCAAGACAGCCGCCCCAAGACAUUGAGGAGGCUGGAGAGCUGCCAGAGGAUGAUGAAGGCUCUGGAGGGACUCGAGGUAUCAGCUGGGGUGACGAGGAUACGAAUGACCUUCUACACUACUCGCCACCUCGCCGCCCGGUUCAAGUUUCCGACUUGAACAUCAAGUCACUGACCAUCAUCGAUGGCACCGACUCCGAAUCGGACGACCCUGUACCCAUCCAUACCCCAAACAAGCCAAAAAAACCAGUCAAAAUCAAAGCCAAGCCUCCAGACACUCCCUCUUCCAAGGCAAGGGCGGACAUGACGAAGAAGGGCUGGAACCAAGAGAGAGAGAAAAUCGCGAGCAGCCUGUUCAGAGAGCUGGACGAAACGGUGUUCCAAAAGAAGCUCGGGGAGAAGGGUGCGAAAGCGACUAUUGAGUGGAAUAGUCGCCUGUUGAAGACGGCCGGCAUGGCGAGACAAAUAAGACCCGUGCUCAAGGACGGCACCGUCUCGACAGUGUAUCUUAUCGAGCUCUCGGAGAAGGUGCUGACAGAUGAAUCUCGGAUCAAGAACACUCUUGCUCAUGAGAUGUGCCACCUGGCCACAUGGGCUAUCAGCGGCGAUCUCAAGAACCCACAUGGAAAGCACUUCAAAAGCUGGGCGAAUGCCGUCAUGAAUGUACGAGGCGACAUAGAGGUCACAACGCGUCACAACUAUGUCAUCGAGUACAAGUACGAGUGGAAGUGCUCGAACGCAACGUGUGGUGCGAUAUACAAGCGGCAAUCCAAGUCAAUCGACAUCACCAAACAAGUAUGUGGUACUUGUCGUAGUAAACUUGCCCCUCUCUUCGAGGCUAGCCAGAAGGCUGCCUCCGGGUUCCAGCUAUACCUGAAGGAGAAUAUGAAGAAUGCCAAGGCGGCGAUGCCUUCGGCCUCACACGGGGACGUCAUGAGGGCCCUCUCAGCUCGAUGGACAGGAGCUGGAAAGGGAGCGACGAGCGACGAGCAUGCCAAGUACUGGAAAGACAUGGCUGCAAGUAGACAAUUUCAACAAUGA